Molecule: messenger RNA, 4653 nt
Organism: Symsagittifera roscoffensis
Lineage: Eukaryota; Metazoa; Xenacoelomorpha; Acoela; Convolutidae
Product: ephrin type-A receptor 4-like
Exons: 14
Coding region: 723-4376 (1217 amino acids)
Biological process (GO): ephrin receptor signaling pathway; protein phosphorylation; axon guidance
Cellular component (GO): plasma membrane; dendrite
Molecular function (GO): protein binding; transmembrane-ephrin receptor activity; ATP binding
Source: RefSeq, a predicted model, not a curated record
GUGUCUGGCGAUAUCCAGAGUGUUCUACUGAAAUUGGAACCUCUGCUUAUUUUAACAAAAAUGUCCAUUGAGUAGAUUUAGUUCGAUUAUUUUAUACCAAUAGCUCGAACUGAUUGACAGAAAUCAAUCAAAUCGGAGUCAGUUGUCCUGUCUUACCUGGUGUGAUAUGUUUCAAACUUAGAUAUUGUCAAAGUGUUCCUUGGGAUGUCCUUGUUGAGAUCUCUUCAAAUUACCUCAAAAUGUAUUUUUGUUAGAAUUGAUAAGAUAGAAUUGUAAGCAUUAUUAUCUUUUAGCUAAAAUCCACUGAAUUAUACGCUAUUUUGCUUGUAGUUGAAUAAAUAACUUCAAUCUUAUUGGUCGAUAAUUUUCUUUAUUUUGUUCGUCACGAAAUGCGCUGGUCUGACAGAAGAUAUAAAAUCUAUCGUUUCUGUUAAUUUUCACAAAUAUCGCUAAAUUUUCAAAUUAUUUUGGAUCUGAUAGAGUAAAGAUUAUGAUCUGGUUAAAAUUUGUUGCCGUCUUUGGAUUCUAAACUGAUCGAAGUUAAUAAAUUUGAAGUUCCUUGGAAUAAAAUUCUGUUUUAACUUAGCAGCGGUUGAUUCCCUUAUUUACUUACUUCUAAUAAAACGCCGCUAAUUCCUUCACCUCUUUCCUUUUAUUUGGUCUCUUCUCUUUUGGGUUUCUUAACUGGAGAUUUCCUAAAUUAAAUCAGUUCUGCCAGUAGAAUGAGGUGUGAUCUGUUUUUUCAAAGGUCAAUUGACUUUCUUGGUGCUAGCAGGGUCGUCCUUUUCGUGACCAUAGUUGCUGCUUAUUGCUCUACUCUUGCAAGAACUGAAGAUGAAAUUUUUCUUGACACCGCCAAACAGACGGAAGAAAACUGGGGAUUCAAACCAUAUGCAUCAGUCGGACAGACAAGAGAAGGGUGGACCUACCAGAAGUACACGAAACCUAAUGCGGCCUCAUUCACUGGUGGCUACUACCAAGUGUGUGACACUGAAGUUCAGAAGGCAGACAAUUGGCUCUUCUCAAACUACAUCUCGCUUCACAACAGUCUGGAUGUGCAGCAGAAUCACUACGGAGAGCAGCGGCAGAGAACUGACUUCUCACUGCCCUCCAAGAUCAAACUCAAAAUCACGUUUUUCCAACGGGAGUGCAAAGGAGUUUCUAAGCACUCGGAAGACUGCAUAAACCAGCUGGGAGUCACGUAUUGGAAGACUGACCGACCAGACACUGGAAUGGAGGCCUCUGAAAUAGCCAAAUUCAGGCAAAGUUUCCGUCCACUUUCAACCUUGGAGAGCUACAGCAGCUUCCUUAACUCGUCGGUUCCUGAUCAAGUGGAAAAUAUUAACGCCAGAUUCAUUACGAUAACUUUUGACUCUGGAAGCGACCGGAACGUGAAAGGAAUCUACCUGGCCUUCAAAGGAUUCCAGUCCUGUUCGUUCUUGAAGGAAGUCAAAGUUUGGGCCAGUUAUUGUCCGGAUAAGAAAAUCCACCUGGCACAGUACCCUAGAACCUGGAUCAGAGAGAACCCUGAUUUGGUGCCAGGUCACUGUGUGAGUGGGGCGAAGUCGGAACAUACGAGCAGGGCCCACUGUCUGACGGAAGGAAAGUGGGAGAACGGAGGUGCCAUGAUGCAAUUCUGCAAGUGCACAGAGGGAUUUGAGCCCAAUGGAAAUCUAACCGAGUGCACGCCGUGUCCAAUCAGGAUGUUCAAAGACAAUGUGGGAAACAGUAAGUGCAAAGGGUGUCCCUUCAACAGCAGGACCAGAUCCACAGGCAGCACACAGUGCAGUUGCGACAUGGGCUUCCACAGGGCACCCAACGACUCCAACCUCGCCCCCUGUGAAAAAUACCCCCCUGCUGUAGAGUCUGUGACCCCGAUGGUGCAAAACACUGAAGUUCGCUUGACAUGGGGCAGACCGUACCUGCCUACGAAAUACACGCGCAAUGACAUCUGGUACAUUGUCAGAUGCGAAAUGUGUGCAAGCGGGGGACGAGCCCGCGAAUUGGACGCAGACGGCUACUCGGCUCCCAUUCGCCUCUCGGAUUUACCUUUCCGAGUUCGCGGACUGAGAGCGGAGACAGAAUACUACUUCGAAGUGCUCACUGUGAAUUCGUUGGUUGUGAAGUUAGCGACUGCGAACAGAAGAUACAUCACUGUUAAGACCGAGAAUGAAGCCAAAAUAGCCAACAUCACCCUACUACAUCCUACAGACGGGGGAGGUAUCCUGGUCACGUGGAAGAUGGUGGGAUCAUCAUCAUCAGAAGUAGGCAGACACAAGUUCCAGAUAUCCCUCACGGGUCCAGAGGGAGAGGAGAACAAAAUUUACACAGACAAGACCAGUUAUAGAGUACAAGGGCUCUCUCAUGGAGAUUGGAAGAUGAUGAUUUGCACGCAGUCUGAGUUCGAGAUCUGCAGUGAAACGGUACAAGUGGAUUUCAAAGAAGGCUUGCAGUUCCAAGUGAUGAGUGCAGGAAACCUGGCAAUCGCAGCUGGACUUCUGAUAACUGUGAUCCUAGUGAUGCUGCUGGUUCUGGUCACUGCAGUCUGUUGCUACAGGCGGAACGUCGCCUACAAGUGGGGAGCCAAUACUGGCUACACUUCGGGAACCCUGGCGGGACUCCAAGGAGCACCUGGACACUACAACAUGAUGGACGUCUCCGGGCCCCUGGACCAAGGAGGCAUGAAGUACUUCUGCGGAGGAUUCAACGGGUACGCCCAACAGGCGUUUGUGGACCCCACUUACUAUGAUGAUAUUGACAAGUUGUUCUUGGAAUUCACGCGGGAGAUCCAUGUGAACCAACUGCAGAGCAUAGAAGGACAUUUCGGAAUGUCAACCAAUGAACUUGGAAAGAAACUGGACGGCCCAGAUUACGGAGAUAAUUCGUAUGGAGCUGCAGAUGAAAGCAGAGCUAUUUUGUACCAUUCGGAGAAUCAGAAAAGCGUCGUGAGAAUUCGAGGCUGUGACGAGUCAAACCCGCACGACUUGAGAAUGUUCGCGUUGGAAUGUGCGACCAUGUCACAGUUCUACCACCCGAAUGUGCUGAUGAUGCACGGGGUCGCCUACGACGGACCCAGAGUCUACAUGUGUUUGGAGGAGGUCGCGCAUGGGGGAUUGGACGGGUACCUGAAGGCGUGUUUUGCAGAUGGAGAUGGGGGUUUGAGCCAGUUGCAGCUGGUGCAUCUUUUGAGAGGUGUUGCUUGUGGCAUGCAGUACCUGACAGAACUGGGAUAUGUUCAUAAGGUGCUGUGUGCCAGUAAUGUUCUUGUGAGUGGAUCUGGGCUGUGCAAAAUAGGAGGCUUCGAGAUGAGAGCCCUUUUGGAAGAGGAAGAGCUACAAGGCAACCAAUCCAAAGUGUCGGAAGCACUAGUGAGCUGGCUCUCUCCUGAAGUGCUGGCCUGUAGGAAGUGGAGCAGUGCUAGUGACGUGUGGGCAUUCGGAGUACUCGCAUGGGAGACCCUAUCCCACUGCCAACAACCACCCCCUCCCCCUCUCUCCACUCUGACGUCAUCCCUCAAAACUAAUCAGGGCAAUGGUACCACCACUGCUGCUGAUACGAAUAGCGCCAAUACUACUGCUGCUGCUGCAAUUGCCAAAAACACGCAAGAGAUCUCGAAGAGUCUAGAGAGUGGCAGCCGACUUCCCCUUUUGGAAGGCAUGUCGCCUGUUCUCUAUGAAGCAGUGAUGCUGAGAGGCUGCUGGCCUCUGGACAGGACACACAGACUCAACUUCGCCCAAUUGAGGGAUCUGUUAGAGAGGGCCAUCAGAAACCCCUCUCAGAUUCACAAUUAUGACUCAUCUGUUGGGGGAGCCAAUGUGCCACAGUUCAGUCCCAACGCCACCGCAAAAAUGACUUCCAGCCACAAUUCGUUCUACUCAACCCUUGGACACUACAAUCAACAACAGAACUAUUCACAACAAAAACAACAAUCCAGAAUAAACCCCUACUUGCCCCAGAGGCAAAACUACAGCACCCAGUAUUCGCCACUGCCACGUAAUGCUGCACCCCCUGCCUCAUAUAACUCCAACUACACUCUAUCGGAGAAUUCGAGACAUAACUACUCAAUGUCGGCUGCCUCUUCCGCCUCAGUGCAAGAAUGGCUGCAUUCGCUGAAGAUGGACCAGUACAUACCUCUUUUCACAUCGGCAGAUUAUUUGACCUUGGAAGAUCUUACGUACCUGGAAAACAACACGUUAGAGAAAAUCGGAAUAUCUUCAGCGAAACACAGAAAGCAAUUGUUGAGCAGUAUCGAAGGAAUGCGAAUGGGUGGCGCUGAAAGUUUAACACAUCAAACGACAAACGGAGGAAUGCUUCAGCAACCUACCUUAAAGCAGAUCAGUUUGGCCAAAGAAAGCGCAGUCCACGUUAUUAUGUAGCGGUUCAGACUUGUUGAAUAAAAACUAAAACUUUUAUACAGAAUCUAAAACUCUAUAAGUUUUGCUGCUUUUCAUCAUUAUUUAGUUGUUUUAUUCUCUAAUAUCUAUUUUGUUCCUUUAUUUAUCACAACAGCGCUUACAUUAUUUUAUUUCGGAAAGUUCCUCCGUUCCUGUUCACCUAAAAGUAAAAGUGCAGUAGUAUUAGGUGCCAACCAAGUCAAGCUCUGUUUUCUGUUAAGAUUCGAAUCGAAAUCUCUAAAUUUAAGCAAUUCGUAUC